Molecule: messenger RNA, 809 nt
Organism: Tyto alba (common barn owl)
Lineage: Eukaryota; Metazoa; Chordata; Aves; Strigiformes; Tytonidae
Product: histone H2A
Exons: 1
Coding region: 1-435 (144 amino acids)
Cellular component (GO): nucleosome
Molecular function (GO): protein heterodimerization activity; DNA binding; structural constituent of chromatin
Source: RefSeq, a predicted model, not a curated record
AUGUCUGGCCGUGGCAAGAGCGGCGGUAAGGCCCGAGCUAAGGCCAAGUCUCGCUCGUCCCGGGCUGGGCUGCAGUUCCCGGUCGGGCGCGUUCACCGGCUGCUGCGGCGCGGGCACUACGCGGAGCGGGUGGGGGCCGGCGCGCCCGUUUACCUGGCCGCCGUGCUGGAGUACCUGACGGCCGAGAUCCUGGAGCUGGCGGGCAACGCGGCGCGUGACAACAAGAAGACGCGCAUCAUCCCUCGUCACCUGCAGCUGGCGGUGCGGAACGACGAGGAGCUCAACAAGCUGCUGGGCGGCGUCACGAUCGCGCAGGGCGGCGUUCUGCCCAACAUCCAGGCCGUGCUGCUGCCCAAAAAGACGGGCGGCGGCGGCGGCGCGGGGCCCGCCAAGGCGGGCAAGAAGGGCAGCGGGCAGCAGUCGCAGGAGUACUAGGCCGCCCGCCCGCCCGCCCUCCCUCCCUCCCUCCUCCCCCCCGCCCCUCCCCCGGCACCACACAAAGGCCCUUUUCAGGGCCACCCCCAUCGCUCACCGAGAGAGCUGCGAUCCGCUGGGGGGGAGGGGGCGCGUCGCCGGGCCCCGCGCGCUCGCGACGGGACGCGUGCCUGGCCGCUGGGCGGCGCCCGCGCGUGCCGGCAGCCGACCGGGGGAGAGGCGGGAAACGCCCCCGUCGAGACCGGGCCGCGGCUCCGCACAGACUUGGGCUCGCACUGCGGUGCUUAUCAUGUCACUGUAUUUCUCGUCUGUUACAUUCGGUGGACGUUGCAUAGAGAAUAAACGAUGCUCCGUUUCCAAAACGGGGCCCCGGC